This is a messenger RNA of Podarcis lilfordi (Lilford's wall lizard), 9484 nucleotides long. NCBI's taxonomy places the organism in Eukaryota, Metazoa, Chordata, Lepidosauria, Squamata, Lacertidae. The record is from the annotation of a GenBank genome assembly.
CCAAUCCCAUACAAGUCUAUUCCGAAGUAAGUCUCAAUGAGUCCAAUAGGACUUGCCGUACUGAGACAAGAAGGGAACAGAAUCCUGAGCCACACACUUCUGAUGUUAAUGCGGUACAACUGAGUCGCUUUUCAUUGUCCUUUUUUGCGGGGGAGGGGGAAGGUUUAAACAAGAACGGGGGUUCAAAUCCGACUGGACGUCUUUGUCUCGAAUAGAAACCCGUUUCCCUCCCAGAGCCCCCUGGGCUCCUCCCCACAGCCUCAAACACGCCCCCCACAUUACUGCCCCCCUUUCUUCCCUCCCAUUUCCUUCCCCCUGUCCCGUGCUGGAAUUUGCUCCCCCUCCCUUUCCAUCCUGCAUCCCAUCAGAGGACAAGCAACUUGGAAGAGGUCUAGGUAUCUGGGACGGGGGCUCCCGCCCCAAAUCCGCGCUCCCGCCCCGAGACCAAGGUGAGGGGCGCACGGAAAUGUAUUUAUAAUGGGGGGGGGAGGGAUGUGUCGAACCAGGGAUAUUUUGAAGGGUAUAAAAAGCAGGAGGAGACUCCCUCCUCGGGGGGAGGGGAUGAUUUCUACUGUAUUGCAGAAUAUUUUUCUGAUUCUGCCCACCCUAAAGUCUCUUACUUGCAAGAUCAGGGGGGCAGGGAGAAAUUUGGCAGCUGUAGUUAGUUCCCUCCAGAGGUAUUGGUACUUUGUUAAAAGAAAGACGCAAGAAAGAGAUCCAAAGGCUCCUUUCAUGUUAUUUUGCUUUUCUCCCCUUUGGUCCCCGCCCCCCCCCUUUAGGGAAAUAAUUUAAGGGAGAGCGGGAAUGGGUGUGCGUUUUAAAAGCCCAGCACAAUUUUAUGGGUUAUUUGCUGUAAGGAAUAUAUUUUCGACCAGUUCAGAUCCGGGAAUUUAACAUUCUUGUUAAAUCCAGAAGGGGGGGGGGGGUUGGAUCUUGAAUUGGGAAGGUGGGUCUGGAAUGUGGGUUAUGUUUUAUUUCUACAGAAUGGGCUUUGCUGAAAAAAUGGAAAAGGAACUGUGUCGUGAGUGGCAAAAAGGCAAGGAAUGAGGGUAAGGGUGCGGUGGGGUAGCUUUAGCAGGAAAGACCUACAGGGUGGGGAGCGUUUGGCUAAGGAAAACUUGGCAAUUUCUUUUUACGUGGUCUGGGGAUAAACAUUGCCCGUCUUCUUUCUCGCCUUCAUGUACCUUCAUCUUCAGCGCACAUGAUAGAGGGGAUGUGAUGCCCUACAGGAAAUCUGUAAUCUGGGCCUGGACAAGGGGACUUUCCCACCCCAUGUUCGUUUGUUGUUUAUUUAUUUAGCUUUCCCUAAAUCAGAUAAUUUACCUGCUUUCCCUCCAUUUCCUUAGCCGCUUCGUCUGAAGGGGGUAAAUCAACGUUUUAUGUAUUUCAAGUUAUUUUCCUAAAAAAUAAAAUUAAACAGUGUUAUACUCUUAGUUGUUUUGAUACUUAAAACAUGAUGCACUCUCCAUUUAAAUGGGACAAAAAAUAAAACAGUUCCCGAGCUUGACUGCAUUUGUAAUUUUUAUUGCAGUAAUUUUCAAUAGGAGGUGGGAAACAGGCAAACCUUUAAAGUUAAAAGUACAUAAAUACGGCAUUGUUCUUUUUAAAAAGCAGAGUAUAUGAACAUUGGGAACAAAAAAUAACUCCCUCCAUUUUGAUGUCCAGAGGUUACGACUGAAAGUUGUUUGUGUUUGUGAGGAAGAUUUGGCCAUUCUCUUGAUAGGCCUCUCAACUUUUUUUGGCUGUUAGGGAUCUGCUUGGAUUCAAACUCCCCUCAGUUCUGCCUGAAUGCACAGUUCCCUUGCUACUGGCAUGAUAUAGAAAGGACAUAAGGGGCCAUUGCUCCUACGCCCUGCCCCGCAAACAUUCAAAACUAUGUCUAAUCUUUGUUCAGAAGCAUCUUUAUUUCUGACCAGCCUACUGAUUCUGCACACUUUAGAAGCCAUAGUGAGACAGGGCUUUGUAGUGGUUAGACUGAUGGGGCUAUCUUCAGGGAGAGACCUGAGUUCAAAUCCCACCUCAGCCAUGAACUUUUGGCCAGAACUUAGCCCAGCCUAUCUCACAGGGGAGUUGCCAGGAUGCAAUUGGUGAGAGUCCUUUAGCCACCCUUUGCUUUUUGAAUAACAUAAACAAAAAAUUGUACAAAAUUGUACAAACCAGUGUGCCAGGCCUGAAGGCCAUAGCCACCAACUUGUUUGCUAUGAUUAAAGAGGGUGGUGAGCAUUUAAAAUUUUCAGCAUGUCCAAGAGAUGGUCUUUAAACUUUAUGUAGAAUCCACAAUACCAUUUCUAAUGCUAACCAGGCCUUGACCUGCCCAUCCUCCCAUUUAGGCCUAGGAAUUUUACCUUGGCCUGUUUGUUUGGGGUCUCCCAACUCUGAAAGGCUCGUUUUUGUCUGAGGAAAGGCUUCCUUUCAUAUAGAUUAGCCUAAUCACAGUUUGGCUGAAGUGGCACAGGGGGGCGGGGACAUUUCUCUGAAUUAUUUCAGUGAGAGAGACUUCAUUUUAUUUCAUAUUGUGUGAGUGACACUGAGUAACACCAGCCUAGUAGUUCUUAAUUAUAACAGUUGUAUCCUAUCACCCCUCCAAGGGGAUCAAGGUGGCAUACAUAGUUCUCCCUCUUAAUUUUUUUUUAUUAUUUGAAUUUAAAGGGAAUAAAAACCCCAAUAAAUUGCUUGUGGGAUCCCAGCAGACUUUUUCACCUUCCCUCUCCUCCUCUCUCUAGCUCCCUUGCAGUCCCAAGCCCCACAAAGCAAAUUAGGGGAAGGGGAGGAAGCUGCGGGGGAGACAAGAGGAGGAUAGAAUCCUAUUGCAUGGACAGCUUUGGAUACGUCACUUCAUUGUUUUCAUAGGGGACCAGGAUUGCCUAUGAAUUUCUUCCAACUGUAGUGUAAAUGCUCAUGUAUGAACGUUCCAGAAUCACAGCAUGUUGUUUUCUUUUGCCCCCCCCCCUUCCAGACACAUCCACCAUGGGGGUCAGCCGCGGCUGCUUGCUGUGCGUUAAAGUGAAGAUGUUCGUCUUCAACCUCAUCUUCUGGGUGAGUUGCAUUGGGUCUGUGCACCUCCCCUCAGACAAGGUUGUGUGAAAGUCAAAAAAAUCUUCAUCGGAUAGCCUUUCUGUCUACAUGUGACCUGGGGACUCCCAGGAUUAGUGGGAAGGGCUUAUGGGCCUGUUAUUCAUGGCAGGACAUUUCUCUUUUAAUAAAUAAGUAACAAGUUGCCCUACAGGUUUGUAAGAAUGAACAAGAGGGAAAGUGCAUCUGUGUGUUAAAACGCUGUCAUUUUAUAGCAAACCAAAAAUCUGCCUGUAGACUGCCUGAGAGACCCCGCUCUCCACUAUUGGCUGAACCGCUUGUGAUGUCACAGAAGUUUCAUCGGCAUUGUAAUGGGCAAGGGGGUGUCAGCAACAGAAUGUCGACAGCUGCUUUAUUUGUUCCAAUAAAAACUUGGCACAGGAUUGGGAGUCAGGAGGAACUAGGUCUUGUUUGUGGGAAGGGGCUGAACUGAGAGCUUUUGCGGCUGGUGAGUGGAGACUCAGCCGAUGAUCUCUUCCACAACAGCAUCCUGGACGGAGGGGGGGGGAGGUGGUACCAUCAGAGGUGGGGAACCUCAGGUCAUGCACAUCUCUCCAGACCUCUCUACUUGACCCUCAGGACUCUGCCCAAGCCACACCCCUCACUAGCCUUGAUCUUCACCCUCCUCUAGUGAUUCUACAUGCCUGGCAUGUGUCCCUGAACAGUGAUCUAGCUUGCCUUCUCUCCCCGUAGCUCGGCGGCUGUGGGGUGCUUGGCGUGGGCGUAUGGCUGGCUGUGACCCAGGGCCGCUUUGCCACCUUGUCGUUCUCAUUCCCGUCUCUGUCGGCAGCGGGGCUUUUCAUGGCGACUGGAGCCAUCAUCAUGGUUGUGGGCUUCCUCGGAUGCUUGGGGGCGGCCACAGAGCACCGCUGCCUCCUGCUGACGGUAAGAGGUAUCUCUCCACUGGGUGUUACAUGGGGGGGGGGUGAGUGUAAGAGAUUCGGAUUAAAUUGGUGCAGAGGUGUCUAAUGAGAUCUUCGGUAGGAGAAGGUGCCCGGCAGAGAAAUGGCUUAAUUCAAAGCACAGUUUCUCUACAGAACCUAUGUUAAAUGCAAGAAUGCUCAGCCCUGCUUUGGAGCAUAGGCAGAGUGCAGUCAUCAGUAGGAAGCAGAAAAGUGCAUUUCUGAGAUGCUGUGGACAAGAUGGGGUCCAAGAGGUGCAUUUUUCUGUGCAUAAAACCAUUGGGAGCAGUAACAUACCUUCGCUUGUGGGACGUCUUGCUUUAGAUAUGUUGUUGUUUUCAACUUUUCUUCCUGAUUGUGACUUGGCUGGCUGGCUUGAGCGAUGCAGAGCUGUGGGUUCCGCAUGUAUCUUUCAGCCAUGCCAGUGAUCUCUGCUUGCGGCGGCAACUUGUGCUAUUCAUUCAACUGUGGGUGGCUGGGAGGAAGGAGGGCUUGCAGGGUUAGUUGAACCAGAGGGCCUGAUUGCAUGUAUAUGAUCCUGUGACUGCAAUCAAGUAUGGAGCGGGGGGGGGGGAGUGCGGAAGUGGGGGCACACUUUUUUCAGAGAUGCACAUAUCUGUAAACACAAAACUGUGUUGUAUGAGGCUUUCUCCUUCUCCCUGUAAUUGCUGAUUUGGGUAUAUCUCUUCCCUAGUUCUUCCUGGUCCUCUCCACCCUCUUCCUCCUGGAGCUGGUUGGGUUGCUGGUUUUUGUCACCUGUAGGGACAAGGUAAGGACCUUCCUCACCCCGUAUGUAGAAUGAGGAUGGUGAGAUCCAGUUCAUUUGGGCAACCUGCAGUCUGCAGGCCACAUUCAGCCAUCACAGGCCUGCAGUGCAGCCCCCGCCCCUUGCCACUGCUGAGUGCACACUCUGAUACAAGAUAGUUUACUUAAAGAUGCCAUGAUAAUACUGGCAGCUCCCUGUAGCACCCGUGCUCUUAACAGAUGUGUAUGCAGAGAGGAAACUGAUUCAAACCAUGAGCCUGUCCCGAUUCUCGUGGAAUGAGGAAAGAGCCCAUUGUAUAGACCUCAUGAAUCAUCAUCCUGCACCUCCCCGCCACACCCCAUAUACUUCUUCAAACUUUGGGGUCUGCCAAGCCUGCUGAUACUUUCCCACUUGUUAAUGGUUGGUGCCAUUUUUGGCUACAUUAGGAGCCACACUCAGACACUGAGUUUGCUUGUAUCAUGUAUACGGAACAGUUGCAUAGUGGAUAAAGUUAUUUGAGUUACAUGCUUUCUUAAGAUAGCAGGUUUUAAUUCGUCCUUGGAAUUUGGAAUAUUGCACCAUUUCAUUUAGGGUGGUAUCUUCCAGAAAGAGGUCUGGAACCCACGGAAUUAGGAAGUGAGGGAAAAGAGAAGGGAGGUUUAAAAAAGAGUGGGGGCUGGACUUCAGACUGUUGGAGUGAACUACUUGGCAAAGUCUCCACCCCUAACUUGAACAUCGGAGGGUUUCCCGAUACUCCUCCAGUUUGGAGAAGUUCAGAAGAAAAAUGGCAGGGCAGGGUUUCCAUCCAACUUUGAAUAAGCACCAUGAGGGCUGUGCUUGCCCCAUCAAGUCGAAGUCACAAUCUAGUCUCUGCAUCACUCUUACCAUCACACACACAAGUGCUGGUGGUCCAUUGGGUGUGCUUAUUUUGUCCUUUCUCUAGUUUGAUAGAUAUGCCCAGUCCAAUCUAAAGGAAGGACUUCAGCUGUAUGAGACAGAGGGAAAUGUGGGUUUAACCAGAGCAUGGGACGUUGUGCAGAAUGAGGUGAGUGUUACACACACACACACACACACACACACACACACACACACACACAGUUUACAGUACUUCCAAAUGGUCAUCAGCCACAUCCUAGCAAAUUCAGGCUGCUCAACUAAAGCUGAUUUUGAGUUCUUGUGCAACAAAUCCACUUCCCUAAUAGAUUGGGAUUUUUUUGCAAGAAAGAGGUGGGGGAAAGGCAGUAGGAAGUGUGCGAUUGCACUUGCAUCAUGCAUUGCCAUCUAAUCUGCCCACAAACAGGUCAUCUGGAAGCACAUUUUGAGAGCUAAGAAACAGCCAGGGAGAUUUUCCCCCCUUUAAGCAUCCUCAUCCCAUUUUGGAAGAGCCCCCCCCCCGUGUGUGAGACUGAUUUCUCCCCUUGCUUCCCAGUUUCGCUGUUGUGGGGUGCAGAACUACACAGACUGGUUUGAGGUCCGCAACAGAACGUGGGUUCCGGAAUCCUGCUGCUUGCAGCAAAGUGACAUCUGCCAAGUGGACAGCGCCAGCUGGUGGAAGGAGGUGAGACGGCAGCAGGAGUUGCCCUCAAGGAGCAGAGAAUCCCCUACGGCUGUGGUUUCCAAAUUGGGUUGUCUGCUGAAGCCCCCUCCAGAAAUGCUUGUGUCCUGAGCAAGUGGCAAAUGGCUAAAUGCAGGGUCUGAUUACCAAGGCUGGCCUGCACUAAAACCCUCCAGCAGACCUCUUUCUCGAAUCUGUUGAAGUUGAGAGGGCCUUUGACACUCUGUCCUGCAACGAAAGUAUCAGCUUCUGGCUUUUGACCGUAGAUUCUCAUCUCGCUCUCUGACCAUACAACACUCUCAAAAUUACUUGUGUGCUGUUCUAACUUUAUGGCUUAUCCCAGUGAAUCCUGAGAAUUGUCACUCAAGGAGGUGCCGAGACCUUUCUGUUUUUAACGUUUUGUGCAUUAAAUGUUGAGCUGUCUCAGGAAGGAGGGAAUGAUGAAACCAGAAGGGGAAGGGGUUCCUAGUCGUUGGUGGUCUACAGACCAGCACAUGACUUUUAUGAAGCCCCCAAAAAUUUCAAGACUAGCUACUCUGUGUGUCUUCUUGCCGUUAGCAAUAUACAGUAAGACAGAGGGCCUUUGUGGAUUGCUUUUCCUGAGGAAAGCGGCCUAGCCCAGUCCUCUUCUGAUGUUUCAACCCAACUGAGUUUUGGUGACGGCUGCAGCGAAGUCUUUGAUUUGCUUUAUUAAUGCUGCUUCUCAAAGCUGUCGUGUUAAUUUAACUCAUCUUUUUAACUGUGAGAUUUUCAUGCUCUUUUUUUUGAGCGGGAUGGCAUAUCUGCUUUAUGAUUUUUAAAACAUCAUGUUGUUUAUACUUAAAAGUCGCUAAUGAGAAGCAGGCUAUAAAUAUAUUGGGGGAAAACAACACCACCUAGUCCAGGCUGUAGUAUGGAUACAUCCUAUUUUAGUUAGUUAUCUUCCUACCUUCCCCAAUAUAUUUUACUCUCUUACAAUAGAAGGAUGGUGGCAGUCAGCCUAUUAGUGUGACCAGUUACCAGCCUAGGUUGCUGCAGUUUUAACGAUAUAGGCAAAUUAGACAGGUUCAGAAAAGAGCACUGAAGAUGACCCGCUGCAUGGAAAAUAAUCCUGGGAAGAAAGGUUGAAGCAACCAGGUAUGUUGAUUCUGUUUAGACUGAGAGAGGUAUGUGUGUAAUAGCCCUCUUCGAGGAGAAAUGCUGUCACAUAAAGCAGAGGCAGGGAACUUCAGGGUCAAAUGCAGCCUGCCAGGCCUAUCUGUCUGUUGAAAUUUCCCUUAGCCUCAUCCCUCACUGGUGCGACUUCGUAUCUAGAGUGUUUUUGCCUGACUGUAGUACGUCCUUGAACUCUCCUAAUGCCUGUUGCUUGUCUGGAUGGAGGACAGAGAGGGGUGACUGUGCAGAAACCAGUCUACUUACUGUACAGUAGUAAAAUUUAGCUUCACUCCUUCACCCAUCCUAGCCUGCAGCUCCCAGCUAGUCGCCAAGAAGAAAAUGCAGCCCUCCUGCUGGCAAAGGUUCCUGUUGCAGAAGAAAGGCUUGUUCACUUCAGCCCAGUGGAUCAGAAGGGGGGACACUUUAAGUUAUAGGAGCUGAUUUGGGCUGACUAUUCAGUUUAAUACUCAACCCAAAUAUUCAACUGAUUGAUGGCAAGCGCAGUUCCACAAUGGAACAAAUGACCCAGCAUUCCUACUAGAAACAGCUUGCAUGUUAAAUAAACGUUAGAUUAAAUGGAAGAUGACAUUUUUUUCGGUGCACAAGAGUGUGAUCAACCCAGAUCGGAGGCACUGCCUCUUCUUGCCAGUGCGCUCUGGUGACCAUGUUUGUUUUGUGCUCUAUUCCCCUAAAGCCCUGUUACGAGAAGGUGAAACGCUGGCUAGGAGAGAACAUCUCAGCCAUGGGCAUCUUUGCUGCCUGCAUCAUUGUUGUCCAGGUGAGCAGGAAGGAACAGCCAUGGGAGGGGACACACACACCUGACCUGAGCAACUGCCGAGGCUGCUCUGGUGCAACCACGCAUGUGCCACCCAUUACCAUCAGCCCAAGAACAGAAGUUGGGGUUGUCUGCAGGGGACCACAGAAUAGGAUUCAGCCAGGGCAGGAAUUCUUUCCAACACUGGCCAUGGUCCCACAGGGAGUAAAUAAAUAAAUUGGAAGAAACACGUAAACUGGUGCAAUCUGUGCUUUCAAAAGGCAUCCCCCUUUAGGAGAGAAGACUGUCCAGGAGGAUGGUUUCCCGACUGGGAAAAGACCACAUAGAAGCUGCCCCUGCCACCUCCAGUUUGUACAAAAUGGGCCAAGAAGCAGGGGAAUGGGAAGCCAGAAGCCAGGGCAUUGGCUCAUUUGUAGAGUCUACGCAGUUAGCCAAUAUGGGGCCUUUUAGAAGUUGUGGACUACAACUCCCAUCAGCCCCAGGCAGCAUGGCCAGAGGUCACAGGUGAUGGGAGUUGUGGUCCAAAAUAUCUAGAGGGCAGCCCAUUGGCUACACCUGGUCUACACGGACAAGCAGCAGCUUUCCAGCCUUUUAGACAGCCCUGCUUGGAGAUCCUGGGUGGUUGGACCUGAGACCUCACGCUCAGCCUUCCUACAUUUUAGAGGCAGCGGCGAGGAGGGGAGUUCAGGAGGCAGCAUCUUAAUUCCAAUAUUGUAAGGAAGUGACAUGCUGGGCUGGGACUCUUCCGCCCCCGCUUUUUUUGUUGUCUGUCUGACCUCCUUUAUGUCUCUCCAGGUCUUGGGCAUCGUUUUCUCCAUGCUGAUGUACUGCCAGGUGCGGCGGGCGGAGAAAUACUAUGACUGAGCCCCAUCCGAGUACAUUCUUCAUGCCUCCGUCUUUGUGGCUCAGAAGCAGCACCAAGGGGAUUCCUAGCUCCUUUAGGGCACCCACUUUCCCUUGCUUCCUCUCCCUUUCGCUUUCUUUCUUAUUUGAGAGCCUGAGGCCUUUUGCUAAAGAUCAUUCCUGCCAUUAGACUCAUGCCAUAUCUGCUGGGAGAGGAAGAUACCCCCCCUUCCUUCUGAAGGACCUCGUUUUUUGCUAAAUCUUUUAUUGUGCGUACCUCUUUUCAGGCCUAGAGUGGGAUUAUAUUUCCUUUCACCUUAGCCUACAUAAUCCCCCAUCCCACCCCUAUAUUUUACAUCAUGAUCCUGACACUUACCCACCCUUUGCCCUUCAAUCUUGUUGCUUUUGUAUAUAACAGAACUAUACCAAGCACCAAUAAAGCAAUUAAUCCCUUUCAG